AUGGUUUUUGCUGCUAUUGGCACCUCAGCCAACGGCGAUGCUUACGACUCAGCCAGCGUAAGAGUUGCGUCUAAACGGCUCCGACAGCGGCCGGAUCACCUGGGGCACUGUGUGGAAGUUCAGGGCUGGCUUACUCAGCUGGGUACGGGGCAGCCUGUUGCGAUGGAAGUGACGACCUUCAGCUUCGAUGUGUCCGAGGGCUGGAAGAACAUCCAAGCAGGCCGCGUGGCGGACGUCCUUUGCCAAAUGAUGUCACCGAGCGGUUUUGGUCACAUCAUCGUGCGAGACGGGAGCAACACAGCCACGGUUGAGGUCAGUUAUACGCGUGUGGAUCGAGUCCUUCGCGCCAGUGGAUGCACCUGGACGAGGAGCAUCGCCCCGCCGAGCUCUUGUACUUGCCUGUGGGCGCGUAACUUGGAGACACUGCCUAUGGUCCUUUACCUUUCGGAUGCGCGUGUUGUGGUUGCUGCUGACUCGUGCAACAAGAUUGCCCUCAAGCACCGCGCCGGCUCUAUCGCAUUUAUGCACGUCGAAGCUAUGGAUUCUCGUGCCAAGGCUGCUUUCGAGGCGGCCGUCGUCGUGGUCUUCGUAUCAUGGCUGGAGGCCUCGCGACGCGAGCGCGCGUUGCCCGUCACGCCCGACGUACAGAUGCGACGCCUAAUCGGUUUUGAUGUCGCAGAGAUGUCGCAGAUCGAGCUCGAUGCCCGACGCUUGCUUGAUGAGGCUCGUCGUGGGUGUGACGGCCAUGACCCCGCAGAAGAGCGCCUCAUCUACUCGGUGUCUACUGGCGUAUCAGGCCCUCAUGGGGAUGCCAUCACCCCUCGCGCCAAGGCCGCCAAGGCCCAGCCCAUUGUGCUGGGGGGCACUUGCAAAACUUCGAGCCGCAUGGAUCGCAUGACGUGGUCACUUCGCCCACAGGGACCUGUGCAGUUCAAGGAUGACUUGGGCCAUGGAGCUCUCGUUGCAUUUUUCUAUGAGGUCGCUUUUUUGCCACUUCGUAAGACGUUGGAUGAUGAGCUGAUUUUGCUUGACGUCAGUGUGGGUGCGCAGAGGCUGAAGGAGUACAACCUUUGGGUGUGUCCGCACUGCGAACAAGGGGUUAAGGUCGCCGAUGUCACCGAUCUCAGCUGUGAGGUGUCCUCCUCACCUGCCCCCUCGGGCCAUGAGUGGUCUUGGGUCAAGAAGGCAAUGCGCAACUUCUUGCGGAGCCUCAACCAGCCUCCGGAGAAGCGCACUCAUCAGCACGAGGUCGAUGAGCUGAUCAAGCUUGCCUCGGCACCCCUGCAGGGCGAGUGCUACCUGGGCAUUGUCGCACUCGGGUUCUUCGUCUUCCAUUUCAUGGAUCCGGCGGAGAGGCAGGGCUUGAUCAGAACGUCGGUGUUUGGCGGUGUGACUUUCCAGAAGGCCGUGCCGCUGUCGUACUGGGACGUGUAUGCAUCUGGUUGGCCGAUCUUCGGCCUCAUGGCGACCGCCACGGAAGCGGUGCAGAAUGAUAUCCAAACCUCCAGCGCGCCCGCCACUCAGCCCGACGUGGGCAUGACAGGCAUUGACCUUGGCAAGCGCGAGUGCUGCGACUUCCCGAGCGGCUCCGCCACCGCGGAAGACCGGCGCUUCUUGGUGGCCCUGAGCCAGAGUCUUCAAGGCACUGCAUGGCUGGCGAGCGAGCCCACGUCUCCGGCGCUGCCGCUGCGCACCUCUUUGGAGUACUUGUCACAGACGGCAUACCGCCGCUGCUCCUGGGGUCGUGCCACGGCCUACUUUGCGGCCGCGGAGAGUUUGCUGGUCACGAGCUCCCUGUCUCAGUCUGUCUGGAACUCCACGAAGGCCCUCGUGGCCUUGGGUGAGCACAACCUGGAUGGCUGCGAGCCAAACAUGACGGUCUACCACCAGAUGCAGUCGGUUUGGCCCUUUUGGCAGAUCCUGGGCCGUUUGGAGGCCCGGAGCUUGCCGCUGGAGGCGCCUGGUAGUGUGGGGCCCUCCACGUCCAGCCUGCCACCUCCCGCCCUGCCUGAGGCCGUCCGCCUCAAGUGGCAGAGGCUCCUGGAGUCACGCGGGCUACAGGUGGAGGAGGAGCCCUCGCCAAACCCACCGGUGUCGGUGGCCUGCCUCGGCGACACACCCGGCUUUGCCCAUGUGGCGCUUUCUGCUGAUCUGGCGCAGAUCGAUGGCCUCAUCGUGACGUUGCAGAGCGCCAUCUCGUCGGCGGCCAACGCCUCGCGCCUGUGCUUCCAUGCCUUCGUCCUUCCGCACCAGCGAGAUGUCGUCAUCGAGGGCCUGCGCUGCGCUUUCGCGGAUGCCUUCCGGGCGGAGGAUGCCAGCUUGUCCGGGCCAGUCUUGGGCGCCUUCCGGCUGCACGGCCAGGCGCAGCUCCUUGUCCACGGUCUGGAUCCUGACCACAUUUGGGCAGAGGUCGGUAUGAAUGCCACAGGCACUUUGAACCACCCGGCGACUGCCGUCAUGAUGGGUGAGACAGACCUGAGCAAUUCCCUUCGCUCUGACACUGGAAAUCUGGGAGCUGUGCACAACUUCGCACGCUUCUCGCUUCACACCUUGCUCCCCGCGCUGUCGAGGGUGGUGUACAUGGAUGUGGACGUUGUGGUCAGAGGGGAUCUCGCCGAGCUCUACAAUGUCCCCAUGCGCACCGUGAACGGAGCCCCGGGCACGGUGGCAGCCGUCCAGCGAAGCAACCAGCCUUUGCGGACCUACGUCGACGUGCUGCAGCCGGCAGUGCCCAGUUGGCUGCCCAGCGAAGCGCCUUCUUUCAAUGCCGGCGUCAUGGUCAUUGACCUCGUACGCUGGAGGCAGCGCCAGGCGUCGCGCCUGAUCGCAGAGUGGAUCCAGAUGAACUCGCGCCGGCGCCUCUGGCUGCAUGGAUCUCAGCCGCCCCUCCUGCUGCUGUUUCAUGACGAGGUCGUGUCCCUACAUUGGUCAUGGAACGUCGACGGGCUCGGGCACCGCCUGAACUACCCCAAGCACGUGCUCGCAGAAGCAAAGGUGCUUCACUGGACAGGGCCCUUGAAGCCUUGGCGCCAUCACGGCGUCAACCGCAAGCUCUGGGAGCCCCACACGCGUGAGUAUUGCCCGAAAUAUUCCUUCCGGGAGCAUACGACGACCUGCCGACCUGAUAGCUGGUUCUGCUGA
Molecule: messenger RNA, 3141 nt
Organism: Symbiodinium natans
Lineage: Eukaryota; Dinophyceae; Suessiales; Symbiodiniaceae
Source: the annotation of a GenBank genome assembly